AUGCUUGCUGUGGACAUGAUAUUAUCGAACCUGGCUUUCCAAAAGCGCAAGGAAUUGAUAGAGAAGGCCGAAGAAAAAGAACGGCUUGUGAAAGAAAAGGAAGAGAAAGAAAGGAAAGAAGCUGAAGACGCUAAACAAAAAGAAACAACAGCCGAAGAAGCUAAAGUUAUUGACUCUGAGCAGCAUGAUCUUCAUGAUAAUUCUGAGCAUGAAGAUUCACAGGAUCCUGUGGUAGACAAUCCCGAAAUGGUCAAUGCACCUGAGCUUGACCAUUCAAUUAAGGAUGGAUCUCCAAGUGAUGGAGUAGAAGAUAAUGAGGGCUCCAUACAGAACACAGAACACCAAGGUGAAGAUCCAAAUGUUGAUGAAAAAGCUGAUUUCAGUACUGGAAAUGAGGAUGAAGAUAUAGCUGAAGAUAUUGAGACAUUAUCCAGGGAAGAGUUAGGACGUCGCGUGGCAUCCCGGUGGACCGGAGAACAGCCUGGGCAACAGGAGGAGUUUGACACCUCUUUAGAUAAGAAUCAUGAAUAUUCGGAUGAGACAAAAAAUGAAAUUACAUAUGAGGACAACAAUGACUACGUAUCAGAUGAUGAAGAGCAUAAGUAUGAUGAUGAAGAUGAAAAGGAAGACCUAGUCGAUGAUUUUGGAGGGGGGGAUCAUUUGGAUACAGGUUCUUCUCGUGAACCUGAGUCUGAUGAUGAGUAUGACUUGUCAGAUAUUACUGGCGCAAGUGGCUCAUCUUGGCUGGAGAAGAUACAGAAGAAAGUGAAAACCAUCUUUCAGGCUGUCAAUUUGUUCCAGAAACCUGUUAAUAUAUCUGAGGCUGCGCAUAUACGAAAAGAAUAUGAUGAAUCCAGUGCCAGAUUAUCCAAAAUACAGUCAAGGAUAUCGAGUCUAAAACAGAAACUAAAACAAGAUUUUGGUCCAGACAAGGAAUUCUAUUCGUUCUAUGGUCAAUGUUUUGAGACAAAGCAGAAUAAGUAUGUUUACAAAGUCUGCCCUUUCAAAGAAGCUACCCAAGUGGAGGGUUACAGCACAACCCGAUUGGGGAGCUGGGAGAAAUUUGAAGAUUCUUACAGAAACAUGCAAUUUUUACAUGGAGAUAAAUGCUGGAAUGGCCCAGAUAGAAGCUUAAAGGUCAAAUUAAGGUGCGGUUUGAAAAAUGAACUUACAGAUGUUGAUGAACCAAGCCGAUGCGAGUACGUGGCAUUUUUAUCCACUCCUGCACUUUGUCUUGACAGUAGACUUAAGGAACUAAAGGAAAAAUCGGAGUCACUGAACAAGGAUCAACCCCAAGUACAUGACGAGCUAUGA
Molecule: messenger RNA, 1314 nt
Organism: Striga hermonthica
Lineage: Eukaryota; Viridiplantae; Streptophyta; Magnoliopsida; Lamiales; Orobanchaceae
Source: the annotation of a GenBank genome assembly